CCACCCCCGGAGCGCAGCCAAUCCACGCGACAAAAACCGCUCUCCUUCCCUCGGUGGGCGGGCACAGCGCGGCGCGGCGGUUGCCAUGGGGACGUUGACGUCACGGGGUGAAAGGUGAGGGGCGGUGACGUCAGGCUGAGCCAGGCGGAGGCUGGCUGGUGGGAGGGAGGGGGAGAGAGCGGGCUAGCUAGCGGCCCGAGAGGGAGGGGGCGCGAGGCGUUGACCCAGAGCCCAGAGCAGCACGCGGCCGCCCCACACCUGCGGCGAUGGAUGCAGAGGGGGCGCUGAACACCCUGCGGGGGGGCGACGCGGGAGCCAUCGAGAGGGUCCUGCGGGAGUACAGCGAAGAGCACAGAGCUACUUUCAAAUUCGAACUUGAGGAUGAAGAGAAGAGAAAGAAACUGUGCGAAGGGAUCUUUAAGGUCCUUGAGAAAGACAUCACAACCUCCUGCCAAGUUACCUGCCUGGAAGCCCUCCGCAUCCUUUCCCGUGACAAAAAGAUUCUGGUUCCUGUCACCACCAAGGAGAACAUGCAGAUGCUGAUCCGGCUGGCCAAGCUGGAUAAUUCGGAGGACAUUCUGGAGGAUGUGGCGGAUUUCCCGGUCAUCGUGGAGUCCCUGAAAUGCCUGUGUAACAUAGUGUUCAACAGCCAGAUGGCCCAGAAGCUCAGCCUGGAGCUCAACCUGGCUGCCAUGCUGUGUAACUUGCUGCGGAAAUGCAAGGACCAGCAGGUCAUCAGCGACAUUAAGUGCUUCGACCUGCGUCUCCUCUUCCUCCUGUCCCUCCUGCAGACCGAUAUCAGGUCCCAGCUCCGCUAUGAGCUCCAAGGGCUGCCCUUGCUCACCCAGGCCCUGGAGAGCGCCUUCAGUAUCAAGUGGGCUGAUGAGUACGAAGCCGCCAUCGACCAUAACGGGCCACCCCUGUCCCCCCAGGAGACAGAUUGUGCCAUCGAGGCCCUUAAAGCCCUCUUCAACGUCACCGUGGACAGCUGGAACGUCCACAGUGAGAGCGACUCUCACCAGUUCCGUGUCAUGGCUGCGGUCCUCCGCUACUGCUUGCUGACCAUGGGUCCGACUGAAGACAAAACAGAGGAGCUUCACAGCAAUGCAGUCAACCUUUUAAGCAAUGUUCCAGUCUCAUGCUUGGACGUCCUCAUUAGUCCAUUAGCCCAGGAUGAAAUUGCCCAGGAGGCAACAACUCUGGAUGAGCCGCCCCAAGAAGCUGAAACGGGCCAAGAUGAAUCAAGGGAAGAGGAAGCCAAUUUGAAGUACAAUACCAUGGUGUACAAUGGCAUGAACAUGGAGGCUAUCCGUGUUCUUCUUGAUUUUAUGGAGAAGAGAAUAGACAAGGGAAGCUGCUACCGGGAGGGCCUGACCCCAGUUCUCAGUCUCUUAACCGAAUGUUCCCGAGCUCACCGAAACAUCCGGAAAUUCAUUAAAGACCAGGUUCUGCCACCUCUGAGAGAUGUGACCAACCGCCCCGAGGUGGGCUCCACCGUGCGGAACAAGCUGGUGCGCCUCAUGACGCAUGUUGACCUUGGGGUCAAACAGAUCGCAGCUGAAUUCCUUUUUGUCCUUUGCAAAGAGAGAGUGGACAGCCUCCUGAAAUACACUGGGUAUGGCAACGCAGCAGGACUGUUGGCGGCCAGGGGCCUCUUGGCAGGAGGAAGAGGAGACCACUGGUACUCGGACGACGAAGACACAGACACGGAAGAGUACAAGUCGGCAAAGCCCAACAUUAAUCUUAUCACUGGUCACUUAGAGGAACCCAUGCCAAACCCCAUAGAUGAAAUGACGGAAGAACAAAAGGAAUACGAAGCCAUGAAGCUUGUCAACAUGCUUGAUAAACUUUCCAGAUGCUCUCUGCACUAUAUCACGCUGGACUCUGACGGCCUGGAGAGGAGGUGAUUAAACCAAUGGGUGUGAGGCCAGAUGGAACAAUGGCUCCUUUGGAGGAAACCCUUUGCCAGUACCACGUCACUGAGGAGGACUGCUCUGACUCAGACUGAAAGAAUCACCUGCUUCACUCUCAAUAUCGCUUUUAUCAGCAUCUUUCUCUGUAGCCCCAGGGGGAAUCUUUUCUCUCCAACAUCUAGGCCCUUGCUUUGGCUGGAAGCACAUUAACUGGUUUACUUCUUCAGCGUUGGGAUACUAAAAGGGAUGAUUCUGGGGGAAUUUGCAAUAUUGAAACUGAGGCUUGGGGACUGAAUGUCAAUGGAGGGCAGCUUUCCCAGGGGCUGGUAGGGGUGGGGGUGGGGGUGGGGGUGGGGGUUGAUGUUUAGGGACAAAAAAAGUCAUUGUGUUUCAUCAGGCUGGGACUGACGGCUGCCCCAGGACAUUCAGUCUGCUGACACCCCCUAGUUAAAAAAAAAAAAGAUGGUGGCGUCCAUCCAUGCGGUUGGACAAGUGCCCCCUUCCACCUCCCAUGCUCCUCUGGAAGAUGGCAUCAGAUGACUGAAUCAUGUUACAUGUGUUAGAUCAUGACUGACUAGGCGAAGCCAGAGAAACUGCUCCAUGACCCCAGUCCCAUCUCACCACUUAUCAAGUCUCAAUUCUAUUUAAAUCUUAUCAUAUGAAUAUAUGUAUACACACAUGCACGCAGCUUGCACACAGACACAGCCCCCAGCGUGCAUUCUCCUCUAAGCCCUUUGUUUGUAACUCAGAAUGCAAUUUCCCAUAGCCUGGUCAUUAUGCAUGGUGGUUAGGUUCCUCCAUCAGCCUAAAAAAACCCCUAUUUAAUCCCCCAAAUCUAUUUAACCUACAGUGUCCCUGAUGUAUUGUACAUAAUCAUAGAAUAGUUUCUAGCUGAGAUCUAUAGUAUUGCCCCUAUGGGGAAUGUGCAUUCUGAGUUCCAAAUCAGGAGGCUGCAGGGCGGGGGUCUCUGGCAAUGACAACUGCUCAAGGGGGUGGGGCGGGUAAGAGACCGACUUCGGGGACUGAGGAAGCCAAGGGCCGGGGUCUACAUGGUAUCUUUGUCGGUUGGGGGCCACCUCUGUGUGUCUAUGUGUCUAGAGAUCCAUUCAUUACCGUACAUAAUCAGGUUGUUAAUGGUAACUUUAUAUAUUUAAAAAACAAAAAGAAUAAGACCACACAGUUGUUGGUUACUGCUAAUUUUAUUAGGGAUGUUCAUUUUUAUUUUUAGUGUCGGGAUUUUAGGACUGAAGGGUAGAAAAUGAAUCAUGUCAUAGAAUGAGAGGCCUGCUUAGAUCAAGUCAAAUGGAGUUUGGUUUUCUUUUUAUACAUAUAUAGAUAAUGUGCUUAACCACUGCCUUUUAAAACUUUAAAUCAAAUAAAAUACUGGGGUUGAUUCA
Messenger RNA from Monodelphis domestica (gray short-tailed opossum), 3310 nucleotides. RefSeq names its product RIC8 guanine nucleotide exchange factor B (gene RIC8B). The record is from RefSeq and is a predicted model, not a curated record. NCBI's taxonomy places the organism in Eukaryota, Metazoa, Chordata, Mammalia, Didelphimorphia, Didelphidae. Gene Ontology annotation, molecular function: G-protein alpha-subunit binding; guanyl-nucleotide exchange factor activity. Gene Ontology annotation, biological process: G protein-coupled receptor signaling pathway. Gene Ontology annotation, cellular component: cytoplasm; plasma membrane.